AAAUAAACAAAUGAUGUGACAGAUUGAUAAGCAGAGAUCUUUUAUGAUAAGCAUCUGAUAAGGAUGGAAAUAAACCAAGAUAGUGUUAACUUUGGAUAAUGAAAUUAUCUGAGGCUAUAAAGUCAUGAAAAAUCCCAAAUGUUGGUGUAAUUCUUAGGAAUAAUUCAGAUGUGCUACUAUUAAUAUCUUCGUGAUGCUUUCAAACAAAAAAUAUAUUUACACUUUAUUAACCCACAACUCAAAGUAUUACUGGAAAUUUCUAAUUGCUUAUGCGAUUCUGAUGAUAAUACUGUUCGGAAUUCUAGCCUUUUGUCAAGUUUUUUCGACGUUUGCUAUUAUCCUCUCCAUCGUUUAUAUCAUUUCUCUGUGGGGAUUUACUGUGUGGGUUACAGUAUCAUUUCUUAGGAAAUUGUUCACCAAAAACCAGCUUUGCAAUUGGAAGAUAUUCGAGGAAACUAAAAGAAUUCCCACUUGUUCUCAAAGUGAUAGAAAUAAUGCACAUAAGCUUUCCGAGGAUGUAGUGAAUCAAUUUGUCAAAAUAUGGUACAAUGAGAUAAGUGAAGAUGAUAAAUUUCCUGUUGAAAGUAGGAUAAUAAUUGAAAGCACCCUUAAUCUACUGAGCAAAGCACUAGGUUCUAUAGAUAAAAAGCAUUUUGCUUAUGUGGUUACUAAUGUAUUUCUGAAGCAUCUCAAAGAAUUUCAACGAACCCUAAAACUUAAGGAAAAGAAUGGAGAUAAAAUCUCUGACAUGUAUAGGUACUCUUUCUCUGCAAUACCAAAUGAGAAGAGUUGCGAGUAUUACAUAGAUCAAAUGACGAAGAAGUUAUUAGUGAACUUUAUUCAUUGGGAAUUGUGGAAUUCUAUUCCAUGUAAAUUGGUAGUAUCUAUCAUUUCAAAUAAACUAUCAUAUUUAAUAGAUGUAUGUUCGGAUCCUGAAUUUCUAAAUUAUUACUUGCUGAUGAUUUUACUUCCUGAAGAACAAGCAUUGGAGUUGACUCUACACCAGUACACUCAUAUCAAGUUGAAUCCUUCUUGUAUCAAUGUAGAUUUAAAGGAAAAAGUUCUACAGGAGGAGUAUAUUCAUGAGAAAGAGUCAGUUCCAGUUGAUGAACAUAAAAGUACAGUCCCUUCAUGUAGUGAUAGUGGAAUACAGCCUAGCGGAGAAUCUGAGGAAGUAUGUGAAGCCAUAGAAGUUCCUUUCAAAAAAAGAAAAGAAGUAAAGGUCUACGAACCUAGAAGCUCAAAUGAAAAAUGGAGCGAAACUAUAGACUUGGCAACAGUUACCUUAGGUGAAGAUCCUUUAGAGAGUCCCAGCCAGAAAAAAAAUAUUAGUGAAGCUAUAGAUGUUUUGAAAGAUGUGAAAAGCGAUGCAACUUCGAGAGCAGGCGAUGCAACUGUUAACACUCUUCGAGACAUCAAAGAUUUUCAAGAAAGCACGGUCAACACCGUCGUGAAACCCGUUUCACAUGCCACUUCCCAGGCUUUGCACAAAAUCGGCGAUUUUCAGGACGAAGCAGCAGGAAUGGUGGAGGGUUUGUUCGAUCUUGGAAUGGCUGGUAUCCGGAAAGGUUUGAAGCUAACUGGUUUGCAGGAAAAUUCUACACAAGAAGGUAUGAUAUCGGAGAGUAAAAAUAAACAUUCGCUGAUUAGUCCCAGCGUCACUAACAAAAAAGCCAAAUCCCAUUCUAACAACCAAGUUGCCGAGGAGUGUGUGUGGAUGAAUCCUUUACAACACAAUAUCGAAGAUGAUGUAAUGGGAGAUACUGAUGAAGUUGAUCAUGUACCAUCUAUUUUGAUGGAUAGUUUAGAGUAUGGUAGCCCAGAUCCUGAGUAUGAAGAAGGAGCUGAUUUUGCGACCACUAUAGCAAAACUUAGGUCUCUUCUCCAACAAAAAUCAUCAGAAUCUAUUUCUACAACCCCUGUUGCAAGUCCCAUGAUGGCUGAUAGCAGUAAGUCUCUCUUGGACUUAGAAGAAGUUGAUGGUUUCAUACCCAGUAUCUAUAAAGUAUGUGCUAAAACUGCAACAGGUGUUUUUAAUAAUACCCUAAACACAAUCAAAACUGCUUUGCCGGCAACAGACGAUGAAAUGAUCACAUAUGGACUUGAAAAAUGGGAGUUUGAGACUAUUGAAGAAAAGGGGAUGAGCAUAACGACAAGAAUGAGUAAGUUGCUACAAGAAAGAAAAGAUUUCUGCAUGAUUGAAACAGCUUACGACGCUUUUGACUCCCAAGAACCACAAGUAAAAAGGUUCAUUUCAGACGUUUCUUUCGAGGAAACUGACGAUUUUGAAUCCAAAGUGCCAUUGGCCAGGACUGUAACGGAUAUUAUUUGCGAAUUGAUAGCCGAUUCGGAUUCGCUUGUUACGCAGGAGCCGUUUAUCAAAUUUCUACUGUUAGUUUUUGGUAAAUCCAUUGAUGAAAUCAUUAUUUUGAAAGUUGAGGAAUUGUUCAGAAAUAUUUCUUUGACGGAAGUUCCAAAGAGCGUAGAGCGUAAAGUUUUAACGAUGGAUUUCGAUGUUUAUAUGAAAUCAUUGAUGUCAGUAUUACCAGAUGCUGUGAAUCUAAUAGCGAGCCAUUCAAUACUUAAUGAUGCUCUGAGUACUUUUAUUUUAUCAUUGCAAAUGAAAAAAUGUAACAAAGAUAUAGUUUUACAAAUAUUUGAAUUUCUGAUCCUUAGAUUGAUUGAAGAUAACUCCAAGAAUAAUCUCUUAACUUAAUAACAGAGUUUUUCCAGUAGUUCUUUUGAAUAGUAUUGAAUUAUAGUUUCUAACAUAUCUCACCAAAAAGACGUAUUUAUUGUAUUAUUACAAUUUCUAUUUUAGUUUAUUAAAAUGUUAAAGAUUUA
Molecule: messenger RNA, 2844 nt
Organism: Coccinella septempunctata (seven-spotted ladybird)
Lineage: Eukaryota; Metazoa; Arthropoda; Insecta; Coleoptera; Coccinellidae
Exons: 10
Coding region: 194-2716 (840 amino acids)
Cellular component (GO): intracellular membrane-bounded organelle
Molecular function (GO): phosphatidylinositol binding
Source: RefSeq, a predicted model, not a curated record